GCUUUUGCCUCUUCUUUUGACCUGCUGCCGCCACCUUCUGACCAGCUGUACUGCCAGCGGCGGCUCCCGUCGCGGCGGCCUUCUUGGCGACCUUCUUUGACUUUUGUGCUUGCAGAGUUGCGCUAUCGACGGAGGAAGCGAGGGAAAAUUGACAGUCUGUCAAUCUGGAGUUACACGGAACGUCCAGCUUGAAUGCACGCUGCUACUCACAGAUCACUCUUCGCAGCUCCCUUGACCUCUCCCAGCCUCUGCGCCAAUGGCAGACCGCCUAGUCUUGAUUGCAAAGAUUGUGUCUGCUGUGUCUUGGGUCCUUUGGGUGCCGCUGAUGGCAACAAGACUACAGUAGCUCCAUUGGCUCAUUGCAUCGUCUGCCCUGGCUCUGCUGGGCCCGGUAGGCGUAGCGACGGCGGUUGUGUCUUCUUCGAUCACGACGCUCAGGAUGCGCCCAUCCGCGAGAGCUCGAUCCAGCUGCUCAACGGCCUUCUUGGCUCCUGCCCUCUCCUCGAAGAGCACCUCGAAAGAGACACUGCCUGCAUCGCCAGAGCGCCUCUCCUUGACGCGGAUGAUAUCACCGAAUUGCAGGAAGGUUUGGCGUACAUCUUCAGCAGAGGUUCCCUUGGCCAGAUUGGACACAAGAGCCUGCGUAGGGAUACUCGAGGAACCACGGAUACUUAGUUGCGAAGGCGCCUGUGGCGUUUGCUGCUGCUGUUGCGGCGUGAAGCUGCCCUGGGAUGAGCCGUUGCGCUGGGGAGUGGGGCGC
This is a messenger RNA of Microstroma glucosiphilum, 760 nucleotides long. RefSeq lists its product as hypothetical. The transcript has 2 exons. The record is from RefSeq and is a predicted model, not a curated record. The coding region runs from base 193 to 675 and encodes 160 amino acids. NCBI's taxonomy places the organism in Eukaryota, Fungi, Basidiomycota, Exobasidiomycetes, Microstromatales, Microstromataceae.